AUGCGGACUAUUGAGGCGGCUCUUGCGGAUCGCCAGUCAUCGACGUCGGAUGAGCUCCUAUUGAGUGUGAAACUUCUAGAACUUUUCGAAUGUCUCUGUUCAGAGGAUCCCAGCAACCACGCCUGGGCUCGCCAUGCGAUUGGUUCCGUGAGUCUUGUUCGAUGGCGUGGCGAGCAGAACUUCGCGACACCCAUGGGGAAGAGCUUGUUUCAUUCCGUGCGGUUUAUCACGAUCAUGACAUGCAUCCACUACUCCGAGCGUGUGCGACCUUACCGGGAAGGAGAAAGCUGGACCGAAUUGUCAACGGCUCCAUACGGAGAAGAGCCCGCCCACAGCCUGAUGAGGACCGCGAUCGACGUGGCAGCAUUAAAGGCGAGCGCCUGCGAUAUGUUCGACAAGGAGCACAGUCCACGGCCAGAAGCCCGCGAACUUGUAGAGCUAAUGUCACGGAUCCACGAGAUCGACUGCCGUCUCCUGCAAUGGCAGCAGGGCCUCCCCGAAUCAUGGCAAAGCUACCACGUCAAGAUCGAGGGUGACGACGGCGACCGCCCGCAUCGAAAAACGUGGGAUGGGUAUGUCUACGUGCACAGAAACGUCUGGGUGAGCGCCCACGUCACCACCUUCCACGUGUUGCGCCUGCAUGUGAAUGCCAUGCGGCUGCGGGUGUUGAGGAAGUUUGGCCGUGGCAGUCAGCCGUCUCCGUCGGCCGAGGGAUGUCUGCAAUGUCUCCAGCAUAUUGCUGAUAAUAUCUGUGCCUGUGUCGCGCCCGCGGUCAGGGACGUCGUGCUGAAGGGCGACAUCCCGUCCGGCUUCAAGGCCGAUAACAUUGGCGGUCGGGCUGUGUACGUCAAGAUGUGGCUCCUGGCGACUCUGGCACGGCUCGAGACCAUAUCGACGGAGCAACGCCAAUGGGUGAUCAAUCUCAUGGCCCUCAUCUCGGCGCGAUACGGCUUGAACAUGGCGACGACUUUGUCACAAUGGCCGGCUAGUCUUGUAUGUCAAGAAGUCCGCGAACCGAACGGGAAACUCCAACGAGAGCUUUUCGUGCAGGGGCUUGAAUUGAAGACCCGUUGA
This is a messenger RNA of Zasmidium cellare ATCC 36951, 1074 nucleotides long. RefSeq lists its product as uncharacterized. Lineage: Eukaryota; Fungi; Ascomycota; Dothideomycetes; Mycosphaerellales; Mycosphaerellaceae. The record is from RefSeq and is a predicted model, not a curated record. The transcript has 4 exons. The coding region runs from base 1 to 1074 and encodes 357 amino acids.